This is a messenger RNA of Arachis ipaensis, 1534 nucleotides long. RefSeq lists its product as uncharacterized. Gene Ontology annotation, cellular component: nucleus. Gene Ontology annotation, biological process: regulation of DNA-templated transcription. The record is from RefSeq and is a predicted model, not a curated record. Gene Ontology annotation, molecular function: protein dimerization activity; DNA-binding transcription factor activity. NCBI's taxonomy places the organism in Eukaryota, Viridiplantae, Streptophyta, Magnoliopsida, Fabales, Fabaceae.
AGAAACAGUAGUGCUGAUCCUUCACCUCCUUUUCUCUCACAUAACCACAGCCCUGAGUCCUCUGUGGUUGAAAACGGUGACCAAGUCACUCAGAACACUCCUCCUCCUAUUAACAUGGCGGACAACAAGCGGAAAACUACCUCUAACUCCUCUUCCUUCAACAACAAUAAGGAGUUGUCAGCAGGGAGAGAAGGGAGAAGUAGCAAGAAACAAAGGAAGAGUAAUAAUGGUGGGAGUGGGGUGAAGAAGGGAGAGGAGAAGGAAAAAGAAGAGGCUCCAACAGCAACAGCAACAGGGUAUAUCCACGUUAGAGCAAGAAGGGGCCAAGCAACUGAUAGCCACAGCCUUGCUGAAAGGGUGAGAAGGGAGAAGAUAAGUGAGAGGAUGAAGAUGUUGCAACGACUUGUGCCAGGCUGUGAUAAGGUAACCGGAAAGGCCCUUGUGUUGGACGAGAUCAUCAAUUAUGUUCAGUCCCUACAAAAUCAAGUAGAGUUCUUGUCAAUGAAGCUUGCUUCAGUCAGCCCCUUCUUCUUUGACUUUGCAAUGGACCUAGAUAAUGAUAACAAUAAUGGUCACUUGGUUAGACCACUGGAUCAGAAUGUUCAGAAUCAGAAGAUAAGCAGCAUAGCAUCAACACCAGCACUGGCAUCAGUACCACAAUGCAGCACAAACCAGGUUACACCCUUUGCUGAUACAACCACCAUGACCACUACCACCGGUACCACCACCUUUCCCGGUGCUAAUAAUAAUAACAGUGACUAUCUUUUGGAUUAUUCAUCAACAUCACCAGUUUUUCUACAAGGACAGAGGUCAUCAAAUGUCUUCUCUGAGUAUACCGGUGGUCAAUUCUGGGAAGUAGAAGAAGACCAACGACAAAAGCAGCUUCUUCAUCCAUAUGGACUUGGCAGCAACUUAGGUUCCUUGAAUUAAUACAGUAUCAAAUCCACAUAGCUACAAAACAUGUUGUAUCUUUUAUUAUUUGUUCUAGUUGGUCAGCACAAUGAGUGAACCAGAAUCGUGAUGCAUGAACACUGGAAGACCAAAACUACGCAUGGUAUCACAUUAUAUCAGAAUAGGAAUAUGUGAAAUUGAAGAAAGCUAAGGGGGAAUUCGUGGCAUCAUAUAUACUAUAUGGCUGGGUUCUUGGUUCUUGGUUCUUGGUUCCUAGUCCAUCAGAUUAAUGUGAAAAAACUUUAUUAGUUUGGAAACAUGAUGAAUAAAGUGAAGCAAAAUUAAUGGAUGGAUAUGAAGAACCUGUAGUAGGACCCCAAAAGCCAACCAAAUAAGACCGUAUCUUUUCUCCUAGAUCCCUUGUUAGAUGGUUUUUGACAUAAUGUUGCUCUGGUGCACAAAUUCCAAGAGCCUCUGUAUCAAUGUUGUUACUGAAAUCAGAGGGGGUGAUAUUUAUGUAAUGUAUAAAAUAUUAAAAAUGUUAUGUAUAUUUAUUGUGGUGGCAGUUAUUCUGUUAGUACAGUUAAUUUCACCGUUAUUUAGAAAAAGGUUGAUGGUAACCGGUCAUGUUUUGACAUGACAG